AUGAGAAUAUUUCCUUUUCUUAGAGGACCACCUUUCAUUUUAACUUUCGAAGGGUUUGAUCAGAUUCAUCAGUUUCGACGAACAACAAACCCUAAAGCACGUCUCAAUCUCUCUUUCAUAAUCGAAAAACUCAUUGAUCAACAAAAAAAAAAAAAUCAAGUUUUUGUUUUCGAUUUCAGUCCCUUGCCUCUGCCUGCGGCAAUCACACAGAAUAAGCCUGAUGCUGCUCCUGUCAGGUUUUCAGACAAUACCAAGCAACUUCAGUACAUUAACAACAUAAGAAAUGGUGCUGUUGGAGCUCAAAUGAAGCUUGUCAUUGAUCUUUUGUUGAAGACAAGGCAAGCAUAUACGGCAGAGCAAAUAAACAAAGAAUGUUACGUUGGUAUGAAUGCCAAUAAGGCUGUUUUUGAUAGUUUGAGGAAGAAUCCUAGAGUGCAUUAUGACGGAAGAAGGUUCUCUUACAAGGCUAGGCACGAUGUGAAGGACAAGAGCCAGCUUCGUUCUUUGGUAUACAAAUACCAAAAUGGGAUUGAUGUGGCUGAUCUCAAAGAUGCAUACCCAAACAUCAUGGAAGAUUUGCAGGCUCUGGCAGCUUCAGGUGACAUUUUUUGGAUGACAGUAUACACUGUUUCAAAAGAUAGCAUUGCGUAUCCAAAUGAGCCCAUCUAUCCGUUUAAGAUUGAUAACGAAUUGAAAGCUAUAUUCCGUGACAUGGACGUCCCGAGCGACAUGCUGGACGUGGAGAAGGAGCUGCGAAAGAUCGGUUUGAGGCCGGCCACAAACACUGCGGAGAGGAGAGCUGCUGAACAGCUCCAUGGCGUACCGAAUAAACCCAUAGACAAGAAGAAGAAGAAACAAGAAAUCAGCAAGAGAACCAAACUCACCAAUUCCCAUAUGCCUGAGCUCUUCAACAGCAUUAACGCUACCAGUUCCCGGAACUGAACCACAUACAUUGCGCUUUGAAGUUCUUCGUCUCCGGUCCAAUUUAAUUUUUCCUAAUCCUGUUCUAUGAACUAAUAAGUCAAAAGAGGAGGAAAGCAUUGACAUUAAUUCUU
Molecule: messenger RNA, 1055 nt
Organism: Camelina sativa (false flax)
Lineage: Eukaryota; Viridiplantae; Streptophyta; Magnoliopsida; Brassicales; Brassicaceae
Source: RefSeq, a predicted model, not a curated record